UAGUGCGUACGCAUCGUUUCGCGUGGAUUUUUUUCGUUUGGCCGUUUUCCCUGCCUAGCUGUUUUUCUGAAAAUAAAAAUUUGAUGGCGAUUGAAUAGAAACCACCUUGGAUAUUAAGUACGGGCUCAAGUGCGGCGUGUCCUCUUCGUAGGCAAAACUAGUGUGGUGUCCGCGCGAAUUCGUGGGCGGCGGUUUGUUGUGUGCGGGAAGAGUAAAAAAAAAGAGUCCCCCUCAUUCAGGAUGAAGGCAAAGUGCAAAAUUCGCAUCUACUAGAAAACAAAAUUGGAUCAAGCCAAAAUAGUGAGCUGAGGAGGCAGACUUCCAUUUGAAUCUACUACGGUGGUGAGAAAGAGUGAGCUUUGAAAACACGGUGGAGUGAAAGAAGGAGCGGCGGCGGGUCGUCACCAGCAGCAGCAGCAGUGUGGAGUUCUCUUGUGUGCGGCGGAGUGUUUUGUUUCUUGACGAAGGGUACCCCGCACAAGGAGGGGGAACUUCGGGGCGUUUCUCCUCUGUGUUGAUAGUGGAUUGUGUAUGAUUUGAAAAAUUUAGUGAAAGGAAAUUCCUUCUCGAUUUUAUUCCUGUGUAUGGUUGAUACUUUGUUUUUGGAGUAAAAUAGCAUGAAUUUGUGAUUUUCAAUCAAUGAAAGAUUAUUGAAUGAAAUUUUCUUUACGUGGAAUACUAGUGCAAUUUUUAUAUUUCAACAAGAAAGUUCUGCAAAAGUGCGUGUGAUCUUUUAAACUAGCAAAAGUUUUAUUUUUAAUUCAAAGUUGCAAUCGCAAACAAUUGCAAUAUUUGAGCAAAUCAAGUGAAGAGAGAAGUUCGAACGAAUAUUGUGUCAACGUCGACGGCUGUUUGUUUUUCUUCUGGCAGGAACCGACAGAAUCAGCACAACAUCCAAAAUGGGCUGGGGAAUCGAACUUUGGGAUCAGUACGAGAACCUGGCGACACACACACAGAAAGGAAUUGAUUUUUUAGACCGAUACGGUAAUUUUAUUCGUGAUCGCAGUGCCAUCGAAGUCGAAUACGCCGGAAAGCUAAGGCGGCUCGUCAAAAACUAUCAACCAAAAAAGAGCAAAGAAGACGAAGAAAAUGAGUUCUCCUCGUUCCAAGCGUUCAAAUGCGUCCUCAAAGAGGUGGCGGACCUGGCCGGUCAGCGGGAAGUCGUCGCCGAAAACCUCCAGCUACAGGUCCUCCAAGGCAUCAGUCUAUUGGCCAAAAAUCUGCGCGAUGAGCGCAAAAAGUCCCUCAACGACGGCGCCCUACGCACACAGAACCUAACCAGUCAGAUAGCGGCCCUGGAACGGGCGAAACGAAACUACGAGAAAGCGUUCCGUGAGGCAGAAAAGUCCAUCGAAAGCUACCAGAAAGCAGAUGCCGACCUGAACCUGAGCAGGGCGGAGGUGGAAAAGCAGCGAAACAACAUGAACAUCCGCUGCGGUCAGUCGGAGGAUGCGAAAAACGAAUACGCCAACCAGCUGCAGAAGACGAACAAACUGCAGCAGACGCACUUCGAAACGUCGUUGCCAGAGGUUUUCAACCGAUUACAAGAGCUCGACGAGAAGAGAACACGAGGACUGAAGGAAUUCAUCAAAGGUGCAGCGGACGUCGAAUCGGCGGUGGCUCCCAUCAUUGCGAGGUGCCUCGAGGGCAUGGUCAAAGCAGCGGAUGCCAUCAACGAGAAGGAAGACUCGCUAAAAGUCAUAGAAAAGUAUCAAUCCGGCUUUCAACCUCCCGGGGAUUUGCCAUUCGAGGAUCUCUCGAAAGCGGACUCGGACACCUCCAACAACUCGCAGAACUACACCUCCACCAGCGGACUGAACCACCUCACGGCGAAGGGUACCACCACGAACAAGCUGAAAAAGCGGGUUGGACUCUUCGGAAUUUUCGCCAGCAACAAGAAGAUUGUUGAAGCCUGCAUCCAAGUGAAGAACAACCUCUCCACGGACGGUAUGAAGGAAGAUUUCAGUGACCUACCGCCAACGCAGAGGCGGAAAAAGCUACAGCAGAAGGUGCAAGAACUACAGCAAAAGGUAGCCCAGGAGCAAGCCGCCAGCGAAGGACUGAUGAAGAUGAAGGGAGUAUACGAGGCUAACUCGCUGCUCGGUGACCCACGGUCCGUCGAGGACCAACUCAACGAAUCGGUCAACAAACUGGACAAACUGCGAAUGGAACUGCAGAGGUAUCAGAAGCUGCUCGACCAAGCCAACAGUCAAACCAUCGUCCAACACAGUCCACAAGCGAACCGGGUGAUACAUAACGGGCAGCGGUCUUCCAGUCUCUCGAGUUACAGACAUUCCAACGGAAGCAAUCACGACCACCAUCAUGAUGACCACGGCGAUGAUCACCCAGAUCACGACGCUGGCAGUUUAAGCAGGUCAGCAUCAGAGAAUAGUGUACAGCAAGCGCAAAAUGGGCUUAAUAUUAACAAUAACGGUAGUUCCGCAAGUCCGGAAAGUGGCCUUGGAACGUCCCACACGUCACUUCCCGGUUCCGGUCAAGGAAGCACCAACGAUCAACCCAUCAACGACGAAAUGUAUUUCGAAGCGGAAGCUUUGCCACCGCUCGGAACCUGCAAAGCACUGUACCCAUUUGAUGCGACGAGCGAAGGAAGCAUUCCAAUGUCGGAGGGUGAGGAGUUGCUAGUGAUAGAACUGGACCAGGGUGACGGAUGGACCCGGGUGCGACGGUUAUGCGGUCCCAAUGGUUGGGAGGAAGGAUUCGUACCGACAAGCUACAUUGAAAGUACGCUGUAUGCGUAGUGUUGAUCACAACGCACUCUCGAUUCGAAAUGAUACGCAAGUCGCGAUAAUCUAAUCGUGUCGUGUUUUGCAAAAGCCAACCAUUCUCGUUAGCCACAAAUACAAAACACUGUAGAAAAGGUAUUGGUUGCCGGAUAGAGGGCCACAUAAAACUCCUGUAAAUAUCUAAAUAAAUUCCCUAAGGUAAGAAAUAAAACAAAAAAUCAAGAACACUGAGCUACUAUUCAUAAUAGUAUGGCAAACCACAAUGCAUUCAGAGAAGGAAACCUAACGAAAUCAAUUAACGUAUAAGGUCAUGAUAAAUUAUUACUUAUGUAUUCGUUCUGGUAUAUGUGCAAAUCGAAUCAGCUGUUAGCUGCUGCUUGAUUCUGUUCUGAAUGUUUCAGCUUUCUUUUACUGAGCGAUCCAACGAACGAACGAACUCCUUGGGUUCGUUUAGGCGUUACUAUAGAAAUUUGAUUAUUACAGUAUACUUUAACAUGCGAUAGUAGAACAAUUUAGGUUAGUUAUGUGACAAACCGGUCUGUUUUUUAUUCAAUUGAACGUGCGCGAGCGAAUGAUCGAGAUGAAAAGGGAUGCUAGGAUUGCAGACAACAAUGCUCAAAAGGAAUAAGAUUUAUUUUUGUUUUAUUAAUUUUGUAAAAUAGUGAACACUAAAUUCAUUAACUAAUCAAAGAGCGAACGAAGGAAUUGCCUGUCCAUUUCUUUCAAAAAUCGUCGCUAACAUUGCCAUUAAUCAUUAUAAAAAAGAGAAAACAAACAAAAUUUAGGAGAGUCAUUUAAUUUUCUUUUCUUCGAAAGAAAUCUUGCGUAUUAAAAAGCUUCACUCAUAUCUAUAAAUUACAUAGUAAUGGAAACAAAUGAAAAAAACAACUGUGUAUGACAAGCUACCUACUGAAAACAGAUGGAAAUAGAGCAUAGAGCAUUAUAUUGUUACAGAAGAAAAAAACAAACAUCAAUAGACAUUUCGCAUGAUAAUGGAAAUCUUACCUGAAUACACGCAGAGCGCUACUACAGCAGCAGUGCUUCAGAAUUAGGACUUCAGAAUGUUUCAAUCUUCAAUCUACGUUCCGCAACCUACAACAGACAUCUACUGCAUUGAAACUUGAAAUAAACUCAACUAUUAAAUCGAA
Messenger RNA from Ochlerotatus camptorhynchus, 3892 nucleotides. It is a transcript of the gene Cip4, whose product is annotated as formin-binding protein 1-like Cip4. The transcript has 12 exons. Lineage: Eukaryota; Metazoa; Arthropoda; Insecta; Diptera; Culicidae. Gene Ontology annotation, biological process: signal transduction. Bases 900 to 2759 code for a protein of 619 amino acids. The record is from RefSeq and is a predicted model, not a curated record. Gene Ontology annotation, molecular function: protein binding.